AUGCUGCAGAGAAGCCUCCUGCCAGGCAGCACUCCUCCACCUGUGGCCUCCAGCCUCCUUACAGUGGAACACUCAUCUGCUUCAUGUGUGGACUUUGAAGUCCAUGUUCUCAGCAGCAGCCAUCCUGCUUCUCUGCAGAGCUUCACUUAUUUAGUGCGGUUUGUCCCUGCACAGGAUCCAACACUACAGUGUGCGUGGACCUUCCGUCUGCAGCUUUUUGGAACACAGAAAGGCCUCCUCCUCCAGAACAGCACAGACACAUACGACGACCACCUAAGAAAGACUGCUACACAUCUUGUCCGUCGCUCUGCUUUGCCCUUUGAUCCAAAGAAAUCCACUGGGUUUGUGGCAAAGGUGAAAUGUACCAGAAGCAGCCUUACACCAGGCUUUUUGAGAGUCAGAGUCAACCACAGUGCCGCAAGAGCCAUCGAAGCACCAACAUCUUGCCAGCAGGAAUUCUGUCAGAUAUACGAUCUGUAUAUUCAGAAACCUUACAACACCACUAUCCUGAACCAGAAAAGAGGGACAUCUUUCUACCUCUUUGUCAGGCUGCUGCUACAGUGCAACGUUGCUAUUUCUGUCAAGUCCUUGUGGCGAAUCUAUGCUGUUCGCGAUACAACAACCGAUCCCGACUGGUCCAAACCCCUCAACACCGACGCGAUGCACGGAGUCGAAAUGAUAGUCUUAACCGUGCCCAGCUACACUUUAGAUUUCGGCCUGUAUCUCUUUUAUUUCACUGUUGAGAUAAACCCGAUCAGGACAACGACUAUCCUCAGGGGCUCAGAUAAAGUCUACAUCCUGAUCGAGGGCACCGAUCUCGUGGCGAAUAUUGCAGGGGGGGCGUUCCGCACAGUGGGGUUUUCUAACAGGUGGAUUCUCAAUGGCUCUGCAUCCUACGAUCCUGAUUCUCAGGAAGGACUAAAGGGAAUGACGUUUACUUGGUACUGCACUAAAGAGGUGGCGGACUAUGAAACCAUGACACUCAGCCCAGGAAAGAAAUGCCACCCAUACCAGAAGGAUUUGAAAUGGGUAACACCCUCAGGUCCAGUUCAAACAGUGCCUCGACAAUUCCUCCCAGGGAAAGACACCUAUUACUUCCGUCUAGUGGUUGAAAAGGGCGGAAGGAGUAGUUAUGCUGAUCAAACUGUGAGCGUGAAGCCUGGCUCUCCACUCCUCCUGGAUGUGACAUGCAUUGAAAACUGUGGUAAAGCUCUAAUUCCAACAGAGAGAUUUGUCUUGUCUGGCAAAUGCCUGAACUGUAGAUCGUACAACAAGCCAGUCUAUUACUGGUCUCUCUUUUCUCGAAACUUUAAAGAAAUCAGCUUUGACUGGUCUUCCAGGACCACCACGGGGAGGCAUGGGGCUUACCUGUCUAUACAUGCUCAGACUUUUACAAAGGCUGUACAGCGAUCCUACCUCCUCCUGUUAAAUGUAACUACCCUGGAUGGCAGGGCCUCCAUGUAUAGACGUGCGUUUAAGAUCAAUUCUCCUCCAAAGGCUGGCAAGUGCACCAUCAACCCACGCUGGGGUAGAGCCUUGCAGACAAAAUUUGUGGUUGCAUGCCGUGGAUUUUCUGACAGACAUACACCUCUGACAUACAAAGUGGUAAUAGCUUCUGAUGUAUCCAGAACUACCAAAAUAACUUCUGUGGAGGAAAACACAUUUGGCACAAUUCUGUACUUUGGUUAUCAACCUAAAACUCCUCCGUCUUUUCUCCCGGUUGGAGUGCCCUCUCAGAACUACCGUCUGACACUUUACGUUCAAGUCAGUGAUUCCCUGGGGGCAUUUACUCAGGUGAAUCUAUACACCCAGGUGGAGAACCCUGUUAGCAGUCAACCGCCGGCUGCUCCGUUUCAAGACCUGAUGGCUUUGGUGAGCAGAUUGAGCAAGAGGAUGACGUCUUACCUCCAGACCGGCGAUUAUUUUAGUGCGGGUUAUCUGAACUACCUGGCAGCCUCGCUCUUAAACUACAUUAAAGCCACACCAGCUCUCCAGCUCCCGACGGCUCAGCUUCGAGAAGACUUGAUUCGAACAGCCCUGAACAUUUCAGCUGAGAGCACAAUGGAAGCCAAUCAAGUAGUCGCCUCUAUUUGUCACGUCACAGAGGACGCUGAUGAAGUGAACCGCAGGUCACAAGACCUCGCCAUUAAGAAACUGGCAGAAGUAACGGGAGUGUUGAAUGUAUGGAGGCAUGAGAGCCAGUGGUCUGAGCAAGCAGAAAUUCAGAGCAGUGGAAUACUAAGUUGCUUGUCCAAUGUCCUGAGAGCUGCCCUCCUGAAUCGCAGGAGCGUCAACGUAGAUGGGGUUAAACAAGUCGUGUCCAUCACGGAAAAUUUGACGGAGAUAGUUUUCCAGGGCAAAGUCCCUGGAGAUAUAGACACUCUCAUGGGAACAAAAAAGUGGAAUAUCACCUUGAAAAAAGAGGAAGCCUGGAAUAUGACAAGUGCUUUCUCUGACAAAGACAACUGCAGGAAUUGCUUUUAUCCAUUGCUGGAAAAGGGCAAUUAUUCAGGGUUGUCCCCCGACGCGGUGAUUUCCACUGCCCUUUUUGAGUUUGAUGAGAACCCCUUCCCUUGGUUACGUUACACAUCAGAAAUUGCAACAAUGGUCCUGGGGUUUAAAAUGGCAGAGAACAAGGAUAACGGGCAUCUGCUAGGGAUCAUGCCUGAAAAGCCAGAAAUUAUUGUUGUUAGGAAAGAUAAGGAAUCUUCAACUUUUCAGUUAGCAAUAGGACCUGGUAAAACACAGGCUCACACAACCGGAGGAUUCAGUUUGGAAAUCAACAAAAAUACCACAACCACAUACUUCCAGAUCCUGACCAAUUUACAAGUUACUUUCAAGGUGCUAGUAUUUACAGGCACUAAUGUCACUCAUGCUUACCCCAUAGCCACAUUUGAUGCUUUUCAUGACAAGGCAACAGUGGCAAGAGAAACUGAGACAGCUAGCACUGACUGUAACAUUGAGACUCCCUAUAUUAUCUGCCUCCCAGAGUCAUUGCUGAGAGCCACAGCUCAAGGAAGCAGUGGAGAGGCUCAUAACAUCUCCAUUGUCUUGCAGACACCCUAUGUCGUGAGCUCUAAAACCCAGAGCCUGGUGAGCAUUCACAUCUUCAGUGAUCAGUGCUUAUUUCUGGAUAAUGUUUACAGUCAGUGGAGGCAAGACACCUGCAUGCUUGGGCCCAUGACCAACUGGCAGAGGGUGCACUGCGUCUGCAAUCUGAAGCAGAGGCGCGCGAGUCGGACAGUCACAUCCACAUCUAGCAUCAGGUUCCUGGCAGCCAAAGUAAUAGUUGCCCCCAACAUAGUAGAUCUGGAGAAAGCUCUGAUAGCAGACAUACAUAGUAACCUAGUGACCCUCUUAACGGUGCUGUUCAUUUUUGCCGUCUACGUUCCUUUGGCCAUCUGGGCCAUGAGAAAAGACAGGGCUGACAGGGCAGACAAAUGCAAGGUUAUAGUCCUGCCAGACAACGACCCUUUUGACAAAGUCAGAUAUUUGGUCACUUUAUACACAGGCAGUCGCUGUGGAGCUGGAACCACAGCAGAUGUCUUUCUUCAGCUCUAUGGCCAGAAAGGCAAGAGCGAUGCCCAUUGUUUAAGGCACCCAUACUUCCCGUCUUUACGACAAGGAAGUAUUGAUUUCUUUCUGUUGACUGUUAAGAAAGACCUGGGAGACAUUUGCAUCCUCAGGAUGUGGCACAACAACAAGGGCUCAUCUCCAGGUUGGUUCUUAAGCAGAGCUGAAGUGGUGAAUAUGUCCACCAGGAAGAUUUGGUUCUUCGUGUGCCGGAAAUGGUUUUCUGUUGAUAAGGGUGACCACUUACUAGAAAGGACAUUUUCUGUCACAGAUCCCAAGGCACCUCUGCACAGAACUGACUAUUUUUUAAUUAAUCUUGUCAGAAGCCUGACAGAGGGCCAUCUGUGGCUCUCAGUUUUCGCUCGUGCUCCCACUGGCACUUUCAGCAGACUCCAAAGGUUGUCUUGCUGCUUAGCAAUACUAUUAUUAAACCUGUUUGUAAACAUUAUGUUCUUUAAUGCUCACAAGAACGAAGAGUCUUCAGCACACAUGAAUCUUCUUAGGUCAAUAAUGGUAGGAAUUGAGUGUGCUUUGAUUACUCUACCUGUGGAAAUCCUUAUAAUUGCCUUAUUUAAUUAUUCCCAGAAGGACCCUCCUCCUCCUGGUACAAGAAGCAAGUUCACUCCCCCAUUCUGGAAUAACUGCACCAUUCCUGAAAGAGACGCAAAUGUAAUUGUAACGGAGGAGCAGAUGACAACCACAAAUUCCCUUCCAAUAGCUAAAGCUCCCCUAAAGAGAAGGCCACCAGCAGAUUCCAACUUUAGUAGUAAUUAUGCAGAAGAAGGGGGCAACCUUCAGAAAGAAAGGAAACCACUAAGCUCUACUUCCACGCUUUUCCUCCAGAGAGCGCGCCCAGUUUGCCAUCGGUGGCGCACCUGUCUCUCGUGGGCACUGGUUGUAGCCGUCAGUGGGCUGUCCUCCUUUUUCAUUGUGUUGUAUGGUUUAUCUUAUGGCUACCAGAUUUCCCUAGAGUGGCUUUUAGCAUCUGUAGUCUCCUUUAUUGAGAAUGUGUUCUUCCUUUCCUUUCUGAAAAUCAUUUUGUUAUCGGCUGUAAGCUCAAUCUGUCGAAAGCGCUGCGAAAACAUUGCGUGGUUAAGUCAGGAAAAGUAUUCCGAGCUUAAGGUGGCCGAAGAAAUGCUGAGUGCUGAUGAGAUGAGAGCAGUGCACUUGAAACUGGCUGAAAUCAGGCGCAGCAAGUACUAUCAGCCUUUGGAAGCUGAUGAGAUGGCAAACAUGCUGGAAAGGGCACGAAUUAAAGCUAAAGCAUUCCUUUUCAUAAAAGAUUUGAUCAGUCACCUUCUCUUUCUAACACUGUUCUUUUAUUUCAUAUAUUCCAAUGACAACAUUGAUAAUUUCCACUACAAUCGAUUCAUCCACAACCAAUUCUCCCCAGGACUCUCCAGUGUGGAUAAGCUGGAAGAUAUCUACAGGUGGGUGAAAGACUCGUUCUUGCCUUUGAUCCACAGCGACUCUGAGCCAACCUUUCUUUCUGAGAGCUGGUCCAAAAUCCUUGGUUUGCCUAGGAUGAGGCAAGUGCGGGCUAAAGAUACCAGGAAGAAAUGUUUCCAUCCUCACAGCUCUGUAAAUCACUUGGUGAUCAGCAAGAGCCACUGUCUUCACGUAUACGGCACCGAUAUCCCAGAGACGGGGCACUACGCCGGCACUUGGACAAAGGCUGCCAACCAGUCUGUUUCCAAGGAUGCCAGCAGUUAUGAUGGGUUCACUUACCAGCAAAACACGUCUCAGUGGAUGUAUUAUUCGUAUGGAGAUCUGCACACAUAUGGACCAGCAGGGUACACGUUUUACUUUUUCCCCAAUGAAAGAAGUCCUAAUUCAACAAUAAGGCUGAAUGCUCUAGAAGAGAGCUACUGGCUUGAUGACAAGACAUGGGCUGUGAUCACUGAAUUAACUACAUUUAACUCAGAUGUAGACCUCUUCUGCACCAUCUCAGUCAUAUUUGAAAUGUCUGGGUUUGGGAUCGUAAAACCAAGUUUGGCAGUACACUCUUUUGCACUCCCCAUUCUCCGACACCAAACUAAAGCUCAAAGAGCUUUGUUUGCCAUUGUCAUUGCCUUUCUACUCAUUUACAUUGCAGAGGAGCUUUACACCGUGUACCAAGAGAAAAAAGAUUACAUUAAAAACAUUUCCAACAUAAUCAACCUUGGCUUAAAAUCAGCAUUCCUCCUUUUUGUCCUGUUAAAGAUCAUCAAGUACAAGAUGGGAGAGGAUAUAGUAAAUUUUUACUUACUUCACCCACAUGAUUUCAUUCAUUUUCAUGCAGUUUCUCACCUGGAUCAGAGUCUAAGGAUAUCUAUGGGCUUCUUAGGAUUUCUGGCCAUUUUGAAAACUCUAAAGUAUUUUCAGUUGGUUUAUGAUGUGCGCCUGGUACAGAGAUCCAUCUUGGCAGCCCUUCCUGGAAUCUCCUCAACGGCCCUCAUGGUGCUGGUGUACUUCUUUGCUUUUAUCAUGUUUGGCUACCUUGUGUUCGGGCAACAUGAACAGAAAUACAACAGCAUCAUUCAUUCAGCUCAGACCAUAUUCUCUUACUGUGUCUCAGCUUUCAGUGAUACCCCAUUUUCAUCCAACAGGUUGGUGGGGGCUAUUUUCCUAGCCUCUUUCACAUUAGUGAUGAUCUGUGUCUUGAUUCAUCUCUUCCAAGCUGUCAUUAUGUCUGCCUAUGAAGAUAUGAAACGACAGGAACACGGAGAACCAUCUGAUGAAGCACAGGUGGCCACCUUUCUAUUGCAAAGGCUCAAAAAUCUGCUUUCUCUUCUGAAAUGUAAAAGAUCCCAAACCAGCAAGCCUGGUCUUUUCCACAACAUACUCCAUGGGAAGCCUGAGAGAAGACACCAGCAAGAUUCGGGGUUCAAGAACAAACAGAAAAGGAAAUGGGGAAAAUUUGAUUAUUUUGUCAUCUGA
Messenger RNA from Dryobates pubescens (Downy woodpecker), 6492 nucleotides. It is a transcript of the gene PKDREJ, whose product is annotated as polycystin family receptor for egg jelly. Gene Ontology annotation, cellular component: membrane. The transcript has 2 exons. Gene Ontology annotation, biological process: detection of mechanical stimulus. The coding region runs from base 1 to 6492 and encodes 2163 amino acids. The record is from RefSeq and is a predicted model, not a curated record. Gene Ontology annotation, molecular function: protein binding; calcium channel activity; calcium ion binding. NCBI's taxonomy places the organism in Eukaryota, Metazoa, Chordata, Aves, Piciformes, Picidae.